AUGGUAGCCACAGAUUUUACUAGUCCAUUGAUGAGAACAACCACCGGUGGGAAUCAUCAUGGAUUUACCUCGAAAUUCUCCAUAAGAUCACCUUCGGUCCCCAAUUUACGCCAACAAUUAUAUAGUGAAACAAAUAAUUAUAGUGCACCUGCCAUUGAAGGAAUACCGAAUAAUAAGGAUGCUAUAAAUGACCAGCGUUCAAACUCAGAGGAAUAUGGUGGAUCGUUAAGCGUCAUUGAUUUAUAUGAUGACAAUGACAGCGAAUCGCCUCAGAAGAAAUCCACUAGGAGCAUUACUGGACUAGAGGAUUUUCAGAAGGACGUAGGCGAACUGAAUAGUAUGAGUGCUGAUCAUUCAAAUGACGACUUAAGAAGAUCGAAUUCGAUUACAAUUGAUAUUAAUGAGAAUGAACAUACUGAUAGAUACGGAUUUAAGAAACAAAGUACCUUCAUCAGUGAGGCUGACUAUAAUAGCUGGUGGAAUGAUUAUUCGAAAUAUUGUGUUCGUCGUAAAUUCAAAUGGAAACUUUUAUUGGAGAAAGGUGGACUUCCUGUUGAUAACGAUUCCCCUACGAGAUUUCCUUCUAAAAGUGAAAAAUUAAAAAGAUAUGUGAGGAAAGGUAUACCAGCUGAGUGGAGAGGAGAUGCAUGGUGGUAUUUUGCAAGAGGUCAAGAAAAGUUAAAUAGGCAUAAAGGCGUUUAUGAUACGUUACUCGUAAAAGUGAACAAAAUUACUGAACAAAAGGAUCAUGAUAACGUUUUCACUGACUUAGAGAUUAUUGAACGAGAUUUGAAUAGAACAUUUCCUGAUAAUAUACAUUUUCAAAAACAAUCUCCACAAGAUGAGGAACCCGAGCUAAUUAAGUCAUUGCGUCGAGUACUUGUGGCAUUUUCACUUUAUAAUCCUAAGAUUGGAUAUUGCCAAUCUAUGAAUUUUAUUGCGGGCCUAUUACUGUUAUUUCUUGAUGAAGAAAGGGCGUUCUGGAUGUUAGUUAUUAUAACGUCACGUUAUCUACCAGGGGUUCAUGAUGUUAAUCUUGAAGGUGUAAACAUUGACCAAGGUGUCUUGAUGCUUUGCGUUAAGGAGUACUUACCAGAAAUAUGGUCUUAUAUUGCACCUAUUACGAAUAAAAAAGGUGCCAGCAAUAACAGGCGAACUACUUCAUCUACUUCUCGUAAGAAUCGUUCUUUGAUAAUUAAAAAUGAGUUUCUCUACAGACUGCCGCCAAUAACGUUGUGUACAGCCAGUUGGUUUAUGAGCUGUUUUAUUGGUAUCCUUCCAAUUGAAACUACUUUGAGAGUGUGGGAUUGUAUGUUUUACGAAGAAUCACACUUCCUCUUCAAAAUAUCCUUAUCCAUCCUCAAAUUAAGUGAAAAUGAUUUACUAAGGCAUAAGAAGCAUCGCCAUGGAGGCGGUAUACUUUCCUAUGGUAUCAAAGGGGGUAAUUCCUCUAAUACUAGCUUAGGCUCGUCAAAUGAUGCAGCUUCAGAGGAUGGAGAUAUGGAAAUAUUUCAAAUAAUUCAGACUUUUCCCAAGAAAUUACUGAAUCCCAAUGAUAUAUUCGAUAAAGUCAUAUUUAAAAGGAAGUAUUCUUUUAACAGACUUGAUCAGGACGAAGUUGAUAGGUGCAGAAAGUACGUUUCAUCUCAGAGAACGAAAUACAAGCAUUACAUUGAUACAGUGGAAAAGCAAGAAAUCCGAGGAAUAGAUAAAUCAACUAACCAUAUUGGUGAAAAGGAGAAUAUUCUUACUUCUGAGAUGGAUGAAGACACGAUCAACGAAGCACUUUCGUCCGAAGUGUAUGGCUUCAAACGAAACCUUACCGGUGUUCAUUGGAACAAUAGUUUAAAGGCUAAAGUAAGGCAGAUGAAGAAGAAAAUAGAUAGAGAAGUUUGA
This is a messenger RNA of Naumovozyma castellii, 1896 nucleotides long. RefSeq names its product Rab GTPase-activating protein MSB3 (gene MSB3). The transcript has a single exon. The record is from RefSeq and is a predicted model, not a curated record. Lineage: Eukaryota; Fungi; Ascomycota; Saccharomycetes; Saccharomycetales; Saccharomycetaceae. The coding region runs from base 1 to 1896 and encodes 631 amino acids.